Quercus robur (English oak) is the source of this 339-nucleotide messenger RNA. RefSeq lists its product as uncharacterized. The transcript has a single exon. The record is from RefSeq and is a predicted model, not a curated record. Lineage: Eukaryota; Viridiplantae; Streptophyta; Magnoliopsida; Fagales; Fagaceae. Bases 1 to 339 code for a protein of 112 amino acids. Gene Ontology annotation, molecular function: nucleic acid binding; RNA-DNA hybrid ribonuclease activity.
AUGGUCUCUACAGUCGGGGCUAGAGCAGCUAAGUGGACUCCUUCACUCUCACCCCGCCUCAAAAUUAAUUUUGACGGAGCUACAUUAAAGGAAUUGGGAUAUACAGGAAUCGGUGUUGUUGUUCAGAACUCCACAGGGGCUGUUAUUGGUGCUUUGUCCCAGCGAAUCAAGAUGCCUUCCUCAGCAGCAAUAGUUGAACUUCUAGCAUGCCGUAAGGCAAUGUUUUUUGCUAAGGAACUUGGGGUUGUGCAUUGCAUAGUGGAGGGUGAUGCUGAGGUGAUUAUAAAAGCACUUAGGCAGAAGGACUCAUCUCACCCAGAGUAUGGUCAUGUGAUUUAA